AAGUACAGUUCUUAGCAGUUUUGUCUUUGGACUUCUGAUGGUAAAUACCAAAGCAAAACUCUGAGCGUGGAAAACGGAGCUGUUUUGAUAGAAAUACGUUCUGGGAAAGUAUUCAACAAAGUAAUCAUUUUGUUAAAGUGGAAUAGUGCAAUUUGAGCUGAAAUUCCUAAAUUAGCAUGUAUUGCUUUCUUUUUUUUUAAAAAAAAAAAAAAAAACAAACUCAAACGCUGUAAAACCCUGAGGGAGGAGUUGUGGGAGGCAAUUGCAUACAUAAAAUCUGAUGUACUUGCUUUUUAUCACCUUUCAUUUACUCUCUUCUAAGAAGGGGUAUGCAUUUAAAUGUCUCAGGUUUUCUGUAGUAUUACUCGUGCUUUCCAUUACCAUGUUAAUGGUGAGAAUUACCUUGAGAUUCUGCUACAGAGAUGAUCUCUGGAAGCAGAGAAUUUUAUUAACAAAGCUAGACUGUCAAAGUUCAACAGUUUUAGUUAUUGUUUAAAGGAAGGAGCUAUGUUUUGAGUUAGUUAAGCCACAAGGGACAUCUUAGAUGAAAACUUUGUAAGCAGAAGCAGAAAACACAAAGUGAUUUCUAAUUCUUAAUGAGUAAUUGGGGUCCUUUUUAACAAUGGAGGAGGGGGAUGGGUGUAGAAAUGCAAUUAAACCACUAAUCUACAUUUGUCUUUAUUCCAGUAAAUGAGAACAUGUGAACACAGGAUCUACUUCCCUACAUCAUAUAAACUUCUGCUUUCCAGAACUGUAGCCUGUCACAGAUAAAAGUAGUAAGGACAGAUGAGUAACUCUUAGUAAUAGAGAAUAUGCGUCAUAAUGCCUAUUUGCAUGGUAAGUUUUUAAAGUCAGAAUGACAGAAGGGAAGUUCUCAUUUUGAAAUCUUAAGAUACAAUUGGGUUUGUGUUGCUGCUGUUGUCAGAUGAGUUUUACUGUGUUAAGAAGGGAUAAAGAAAAAUACUAAUGUCAAACUGUAUCUUUGGUGCUUUAACCUGAAUUCCUACAGGUUCUUUCUGAUUCUAUACAUGCAAUUAAAGUUCUACUAAUAGAUGUUAUUUUCAGAGGAGUGAAGCUAAUGUUCUUAGAUGUGAUGUUAAGUUUAUUACAUUAGAUUGGUACCUUUACUUUGCUGUUAAGUACUGAAAAUUCAUUCAUGCCUCUCAAAAGUGCAAGGCCCAGUUUUCCUCUUCAUUGGUGGAGAAUCUUGGAACAGUAGUUAAAUUCUAUUUAAAGAAGUACACUUUCCUUUGUCUUUCCCAUGUCUCUGCUGUCAGUUCUUUCACAGUUGUGGUCAUGCAAUUUUUUUUCCUCUUUCUGGCUUCUACUUUCUUAAAGGAAGCUGUGAUGUAAGCAGGUAGUCUUGAAAAUAUCCCAGGAGUGGGGUGGUUCUCUGUUAGUGGACCAUGAUGGAUUUUGCAAAGCAAGAGUCCUAACUUUAUUUUCCCACUAAUGAAAAACAAACCGUUGUUUCAUAGCUAGACAGGACACUUUUGGCACCUUCCAAAGCCCUGGUAAUUUUGUAGCUGUAAUAUCCUAAGACAUAGGUUCCCUGGAAUAUAUUCAGUGACUGAACUGGAAAGUGUCUUGUAUUGUAUGAAAUAGGCAUCAACAAGAUGGAAUCUCGGGCUCUUUCUUUGUGUGUUAGAGCUGAUCAAGGGAUAAAAACACUGUGGUAAGUCAUUGUAAUUUGUAAUUGUAAAGUGUAUUGCAUCUCAGUCUACAAAAUAAAGCUGAUGACAGCUUAAUGAUGAGAGUAAAAUCCUGUGUAUUGCAGACUGUUUGUGCCUGUUUUCACAGUAGCUCUGACUUGAAAACUACUUAUUUUUCAAGAAGCAAGAAUAAAUAACACUUCAGGAACUAACGGAUGCAUUUUUUUGACUCUAGUUCCAGUGCGAUUAUAUGGCCUGCCCUGCCUUUGAAUAUUUUUUGGUUCAAUCUCACUUAAUCUGCAUUUCUCCAGUCUGCAAUCUGACUUAAUUGCAUUUUAUAGCAUGAGGCUUUGCACAGAAUAGGCUUCUUGGAGAAGGAGUCAGUUAGGCUGCAAUUUUUUUCCAUUAACUUGAAAGAAGAUAUAACACCUACAAAAAUACUGCUUCACCAUUAUACCACCUCUAUGUUGAUUUAUCUGUCUGGAUAAAAUUUAUGUUGUGAACUGAAUAGUUUAGGAUUUCACAGGAGAACUGCCAGCUUAGAAACCACCAUCUAACAAGCUCUAUUUUUCGGCCACUUUUCCUUUUCUGAAGAACAGUACUUCCUGUGUUUAUAUAAGCUUGUAAUAGCAUGACCAUCAAGUGAGUUCACAGCUCAAAUUGUGGCUUGAGGUUUCUGCAUUUACUCCAUUCUGCUACUAGAUGGCAGCCUUAUUCUAAGGACAGUUACUGUAUGUUCAGGCAUUAGUACUAUUGAAAGAGCAUCAUAUUCAGUUCUCAUUGGAAGCACAAUGAAAUGUAAUCAUUUUUCUUUAGAAUGUCACUUGCUUGUCUGUAACUUGAGUUUAAAAUCAUACUAAUAGGUACUUUUGACUAUCUGCAAUGACAAUAGGUAUCUUCAAUUGUUUUGGGUUGUUAGCUCUUGAACUGUGAAAAUUGGUAGGGAGAAGUAAUUUCCCAGGAGCACAGAAUAACCCUGAACUUCCAGGUGGCAACUUAAUAAAAAUGGUUUAAGGAAACUUCAGCUCUCCUGAAGUCAUAUCUAUCUAUCUGUAGUUAUAUAUAGCAUAGCUAUAGAUAAUAUUUUAUUUGCUCAAAUUUUACAGACAUGUCUAAUAUGUUGUUUUUACUCUAAAAGUGUUAUAACUGAUUAAAAAAAUUGAAAAUAGGACAAGGGAAGGAGAGUACUUCGCAGGUUAGAAUCGUCCUUUGGCAGAACAGAAGCAUUUACAAGGGGAGACUGGAGUUCUGAGAAACUUGCUUCAAAUGAUGCUCAGGUCACAAAUGAGGUCUUCGUGGUGGUUUUGCUUAGUGCUUUUGAAUUCUUUUUGUUGCGGGGGUUAUCUUUUUCUUUCUUUCUUUUUUUUUUUUUAAUGUGAAACAUUCAUGGAAGCUACUAGCAGCACUGCGUCCUUUCCUUGGGUGCUUAGUGUCUUACUGCCUAGGAGGACAUAGUGCUUGCCUUUUGUCCUUCAAGAUAUUGAUAACCUAUGAAAAAGCAAUAGAACCAGAAAGCUAUCAUAAACCACGGUUGAAUUUAAACCUCUCUGAAUUGUUGAUCUCGAGCAUGUGAUUCCCUUACAUGCAUGUACACAUUCAGGUAUUGCUCGUACUGUAUUUUGUAUCUUUAAGCACUUCUAUGCAAGUGUUUUGUCUGAAUCAGUGUUUUUAAAGCAAAUCUCUUGAUAGUCUCUAUUUCUGGUACUUUUGUAUUAUGGAAUGGUCAUGGGGAGCAGGAACUAGAUUGCUUUCAGAAGAAAUUGACCUUGAAGAUGUCCUUCAGCUGUUAGAGGGUGCUUGAUCUUCAGGACCUGGUGUACGUCUAGCAGAUGGUGGGCUCUCAGUGCCAACUGUUUAACUCUGUAGAUUUCCGGUUGUGCCAUACUUAUUGCUUAUUAUGAAAAUAUAGCAAAACAAAUGUUAAUGAGUUUAACCAGUGCUUUCAGAUGAGUCUAAAAGCAGUUGAUACUUCAAAGUAUUUACAAUACCAUCAGUGGUAUGUAGUAGGUUUCCUACUUUAUUUCAGUAUGGAUUCUGGUAGAUAAUCCUCUAGCAAAUCUAACUAGUGUUUUAAGGUGUUGCUUUCCCUAGUUGUUUGCCUCAUCACCCUUUUGGAAGUUGCUACUUAAGCAGCAGUGGUGGAAAGACAGCUCUAAUAAGCAGUAGAAACAUAUAUUUUUUCCCUUUCUUUAAGCUGUCACUUUCAGAAUUCACUAAUAGUUACAAGAUUCUAAGUCUGACUGCACCAAAGCUAUGUCUGAUUAAAUAUCCUUUCCAUUAGGAGGAAGAUGUUCAAAUUGAUCUAACACUGCAAUAACAUACUGUGUAUUUUUAGUAGAUAUUGUGAAUUCAUAAUGAAUAGAAAGAAUCUGUAAAUUAAUGUACUAAAGAAUGUGUUUUUUCUGCUUUUUAGAUAGGGUUGUUCACAGCUGCUAGCUGUUGAAUUAGAUUUGCAAUCUAAGUAAAAAACAAGAAAAUCAUUAGCUAAAAGGCAGUGGAAAUGGAUAACUGCGUGUAUUUCUUUCUCCAGGGAAGAAGAAAAAACAAACAAAAAAAACCCUAAAGCUGCUUUCACUGAAGUUGUUCAAUUUCAAGUUCAAAAUGUGAUUCUCAAGAAUCGCUUGGUAUCAUCAUGCAGCAUAUUCUCCAGGAAAGAGUCAGCACAUUGGUCAUCUUGCUAUACAACCCCAAGUGGAAACGAAGCACUUGUUUUUGCUGUGAGAAGGGUAGCCAGAUUUAUACCCACCCUUCUGGACCUGACAUCUCUUAGGUCGUAAUGAAAAAGGCCAAAGAUAAGCCUGAAGAGAGUGGUGCAAAACCUAAGCAUGGGCUUAGUAACAGAGGAACCCAAACUGAAAGCACAAAGCCUUUGGAAGAGACUAAAAGUGUGAAAAAGCUGCAUCUAAACAACGAAGCACGUGAGAAGGUGAACGCUUCCAGUGUUGUAGCCAACAAAGCUGCCUUGAAACCCCAAGCUAAAGACAGGACAGCACAGCAGCAAGCAGUAGAAGGUGCUGGCAAGAAACAGAGCUCUAAGAGCUGUCAACAGCAAAAGGACGUUGGUGUCAAAGCUUUGAAUCAACACAAUGGUCUUCCCUUUGUAAAUCAAGAUCACGUAGGCAACCAAAAUGUUCCUGUUAAAGCACACGAUAUGGACAGAGCCCCACACCUAGAUGAGUGCUCCAGGCAGCCUGUUCAUCAGAAACUUGGAGAGAAUGAAAGCAAACCUCUACUGCCAAGUGCGGCAUCCCGGGAAGCUGUGCCCUCAACAUCCCAGGCUAUAUCUGACACAGGGUGUGAGGUGACACAUACCAGGAUAUCCAUCAAUGUCCAUGUGGCUGAAAUGAAAGAAAAGAUCGAGACCAAGGAAGAAAUCUCAAAUGAUCACAGACACGGAUGUCCCAAAGUAAAAUCCCCAUCCUCCACAUCAGCAGAAGUACAUGAACAGCCACCUGGUAAAUUAAAACUUAAACAGAGUCCUAAGAACAUCAGCACUGAACCAAAACAAGAAGUGAAAGGGGACAGUAAGCAAAAUGAACUUGCAUCAAAAACAGGCAACCAACAGCUGUUACUGACCAAGCCCAAACCAGGUAAAAAGACUGAAGACAAGUCAGAAGUAAAAAGUAAGCCUAAAGCCCCACAAAAUACCUCUGCAACAGAGCCAAAGAAAGAUCUGGGGAUAGAAGUGAAAAUCCAUCAAGAAACAGUAAAAGCAGAAGAUUCCUUGACAGUUACUGGCUCUGAGAAGAGAGAAUCUGAGUCUGCAUCUUCAGGAGGAAGUGAAAAUGAUGCAGGCCAAUGUGCAGGAAUGGUACUGCAGAACACUACGUCAUUGGAAGCUAGCAAAGAGUCUUCCGCACAGGAUGAAGUGGUCAUUGAUGACAGCCCUUCUCCCCCGGCUCCUUUUGAACAUCGCAUAGUUAGUGUCAAGCAAACCGAAGUGACAACGUGCUACUCAGUGUGUCAUCAUGAAGUACUUGGGGGGGGGCGUUUUGGGCAAGUCCACAAGUGCACGGAAAUAGCAACUGGUCUCAAUCUGGCAGCCAAAAUCAUAAAAGUGAAAGGAUUAAAAGAAAAGGAGGAAGUGAAAAAUGAAAUUAACAUAAUGAACCAAUUAAAUCACGUGAAUCUGAUCCAGCUUUAUGAUGCCUUUGAAGCCAAAAACAAUAUCACUUUGAUCAUGGAAUAUCUUGAUGGUGGUGAAUUAUUUGACCGGAUCAUAGAUGAAAACUACCAUCUAACAGAGUUGGAUGCAAUCUUAUUUACCAAACAAAUCUGUGAAGGAGUCCACUACUUGCACCAGCAUUAUAUUCUCCAUUUAGAUCUGAAGCCUGAAAACAUAUUAUGUGUAAAUCACACAGGAAACCAGAUUAAAAUCAUUGAUUUUGGAUUAGCAAGAAGGUACAAGCCUCGUGAAAAACUGAAGGUUAAUUUUGGAACUCCAGAGUUCUUGGCUCCUGAAGUAGUGAACUAUGACUUUGUUUCCUUCCCAACAGACAUGUGGAGUGUAGGAGUCAUCACAUACAUGUUGCUCAGUGGCCUGUCCCCGUUCCUGGGAGAAACUGAUGCAGAGACAAUGAAUUAUGUAGUCAAUUGCAGCUGGGAUUUUGAUGCAGAAGCAUUUGAACAGCUAUCAGAGGAAGCAAAAGACUUUAUUUCCAGACUACUUGUGAAAGAGAAAAGCUGCCGGAUGAGUGCAACACAGUGUUUGAAACACGAGUGGUUAAACAAUCUGCCUGCCAAAGCCAAGAAGUCCAAGCUUCGCCUAAAGUCCCAGUUGUUGCUGCAGAGUUACGUGGCUCAGAGAAAAUGGAAGAAACAUUUUUAUGUGGUGGCUGCUGCUAACAGACUGAAGAGAUUUCAGAGUGUGGCUGUCAAGCUUCCUUAAGCUUGUAAGAAGCAUCUAGCACUCAUGAAGACGGACAUGAAGCCAUGGGAGAAGGACUCCGUAUCUUCAAUAGUUUCUACCUUUUUCUUUUAUAGCAUAAAGUUUUGCAUCCAUCUUUCUCAAACAUUGUGUGUUAGUGCUUAGGUUCCUGAAGUGCCUUGAGGCAGAGGCACUGAAAUGACUUCUGAAACCAGAAAAUACCUUGGUUUGUUGUUACAAGUUUUUAGUUGUACAUAGUGAUGGAAGAAUAUGGCAGUUAGUAGGGCUGACUUCUCACUGAAGGCUUUGAUUCUGCAGAAUAUUGUUGGUCUGUUUACAUCAGAGAACACCUGGGCAGUUUUUUGGAUUCUCACUCUAGGCAUGGGGUCUCUAAAGGCUUUCUUCACAACUGCUGUACAUCAUCAAUUUCAGAGCACUGCCAGAAGAGGGGCACUUUUUUUUUUUUUUUACUCAGGUGUCUAUUACUUAGGGAAAAAAAAAAUAUAUAUAUAUAUAUAUAUAUAUUGGACAUCCUUUUCUUCUGUAAGUUUUCCAAAAAGAUUUUUUUUCUAAAAUAUAAGGGUGAUGAUUCAGUACAACUACUUUUUUGAUUCUUUUUUGAAGUUUUUGAUUCUUUUUUUUUUUUUUUUCCUGUUCUCCUUUAAAAAGCAGGUACUGCCUGGUUAGCAAAUAAGACAAAUCUGGUUUGAAGCAAUUUAAGUCAAUUUGUCCAUUACUGUUUUUUCCUAUGGUCAAUUGAGUUGAGCUGAAUUGAUUGAAGUUUUACUUUGGGGGGGAGAUAAGGGAAACUGCCAUGAAUAAAAGUUACCUAUUGACUGUUGGUUCUGUGCAAAAAGAUCUCAUGUUGUCCAGAAAAGAUUUCCAGACACUUGAUUACACAUUGGAAAUUUGUGAGUGCUUUUCAUUGGCUGUGACUUAAGUUUUAGUUUGAGGAUUUUUUCUCCUUUGUGACAAUUCUAAUGAAGUUUAUAUGGAAAAUGGAUAUGCUGUGAUACACAAAACACAUCUUAAUGCUGUUCAGUGGCAGAGAAAUAGCAUAUUGCCUGACUUUGCCUUUGGCCCAGCUGGGAGGUUGAAGCCCUUUUUCUCCACUCUGCUCUCAAACAUUAAACUUUCUUCACUCUACUUACUUGCAAUGUUAAAACUUCUUCCUGAUGUAUAAAGAGCUGGAGCCACUUACAGUCUUGCAGCUAGAAGCAUAACAUUUUUUUUUAACUAGACCUAUGGUUUCCUUUAUUCCUAUACUGGUUUCUGCCAAACUCAGUGUGAGCUGAAUGAGCUCUGAGUAGUAUUAGCUUCUGUUUUUUUCUUAAAAUUAGCUUUCCAGCAAAGCUUCCAUUAACUUUAUGGACUUUCAUAUCUCUUGAAUUAGCAACAGGGUUGGUUGCUAAGAAAAAAAGAGGAUUUCAAGAAUGGCUUACCCUUGUCAUCUUUUCCACUCUGCUGCUUCUCACUUUUUACUCCUGGAUUCUGGGCUUGUGCAGCACUUCCAGAAUCAACACAGGGAAAAAUGAUUAAAAUCAAAUGAGGUAACCUUGACAAUGUAUCACCUUCUGUGAAGGCCCACUUUUGUUUGUUUUUCUUCCACAGUGGUUCUGCAUGCUGGAUCUGGUUAUAUUCAUUGGUCUGUAUAUUUCUGAACUAAUACUAAUAAAUUACAUUAUAAUGGAACAGGCCUAA
Oxyura jamaicensis (ruddy duck) is the source of this 8220-nucleotide messenger RNA. RefSeq names its product myosin light chain kinase 3 (gene MYLK3). Gene Ontology annotation, biological process: intracellular signal transduction; protein phosphorylation; positive regulation of apoptotic process. The record is from RefSeq and is a predicted model, not a curated record. Gene Ontology annotation, molecular function: protein serine/threonine kinase activity; ATP binding. Gene Ontology annotation, cellular component: cytoplasm; nucleus. The transcript is spliced from 14 exons. NCBI's taxonomy places the organism in Eukaryota, Metazoa, Chordata, Aves, Anseriformes, Anatidae. Bases 4429 to 6540 code for a protein of 703 amino acids.